This is a messenger RNA of Pseudonaja textilis, 3697 nucleotides long. The record is from RefSeq and is a predicted model, not a curated record. Lineage: Eukaryota; Metazoa; Chordata; Lepidosauria; Squamata; Elapidae.
GCCUUAUGGCCGCUUGCGGAAGCUUGGCUGGGGAGGGAAGCGUGUCAUUUGUCGGGUGAGCUGCAAGCAGGACCGGCGGGAGAGUGGCCGAUCGACGUGGGGAGCGGACAUCCCCGAGAGAGCUUCAGGAGAGACAACUGGGAAAAAGAUUUCUGGCGAUUUUUGGAAAACGAAAGCAAGAAUUGAGGUGCUCUCUGAGUUGCUUGUUUUCUUGCAGGCGUUUCAUUAGCCAAACUAGUUCCUUUACAGUUUUGGUGAUUUGCCUCCACGUUCGUGACUUGCAUCCACGUUCUCCAACCAUGGCUGAAGGGGGUACAGAUGGGAACCAGCCACCGCGUGAGCAUCCCCGCAAUUUGCAGGGGUUGCUGCAGAUGGCAGUCAUGGCAGGCAAUGCCGAACCUGGUCAGACGGAACCUAUGUCUGAUGAGAGGAGACAGUGGUUGCAGGAAGCCAUGGUUGAGGCAUUUCGUGGUCAGAUGGAUGAAGUGGAGCAAAUGAAGGAAUGCCUGCGUAUUUUAGAAGAGUUAAGCCCAGGAGCAGAACGUGGGGAAAGUUCAGAGGAAAUGCAUUCAGAUCUUGACCGAAGGGAAAGUGCCCUCGAUGUACUGGCAGAGUUGUGUGAAAACUUGGAUAACGCUGCAGAUUUCUGCAAACUGGAGGGCAUGCGGCUGUUGGUCCACCGAUACUUGGAACAUGAAGAGCAGGAACUGCGAUGGCGAACAGCCCAUUUGGUGGGCACCUGUGCCCAGAAUGUGCCUAUGGUUCAAGAGCAGGCCCUGGCACUGGGCUGCAUGAGGAAGCUGCUGCGGCUGCUGGAUCAUGACCCCAGCGAGGCUGUUCGGAUCAAGGCGCUUUUUGCCAUUUCUUGCUUAGUAAGAGCCCAAGAAGCUGGCCUACAGCAAUUCUUACGCCUUGAUGGUUUCUCUGUCCUCAUGAGGGCCAUGCAGAGUAAUGUACAGAAACUGAAGGUGAAAUCAGCCUUCCUCCUCCAGAAUCUUCUCAUAAACCACCCAGAACAAAAAGAGACUCUCUGUUCCAUGGGCAUGGUUCAACAGCUGGUGGCUCUGGUCCAAUCUGAACACAGUACCUUCCAUGAGCACGUCCUGGGAGCCCUGUGCAGUCUGGUAACAGAUUUCCCCCAAGGUGUGCGAGAGUGUCAAGAGCCAGAAUUAGCACUGGAGGAACUGCUAAAGGAACGCUGUCGGCUGCUUAGGAAUCAAGAAGAAUUCCAGGAGGAGCUGGAUUUCUGCGAGACCCUACUGCGUCUUUGCUUCCACAGUCAGCCUGAGGAAAACAACAUGGACCGGUAGCUUGGCUGUUUGACAUGGUUGAAGUUCGCACUCAUCUUUGGAUCUGUGCUGGUUGGAGGCCUCUGAUGGAAAUACCCCCAUUUAUCCUACAUCCGCUGACCCAGCGGUAAGCUGGAGUAACAGAAGAUCUUUUGGAAACUGAGAUAUGUUGCUGUUAAGCUGAAUGGUCAGCAGGAAGACUUUCAUAAGCUGUUGCUGCAUAACUUCCUUUUCAUCAUCCUGCAAAAUGCAUUUUUCUAUCCUUGUAGUUUGCUGGUAACUUUGCUCAUCACAGUAUAGCUUCCCUACUCUAAAAACCAUAGUUUUUAAAGGAUUCUUUCAAUCUCCAACUUUAACUGGGAAAUGAGCCCUACUUCCUAUUGUGCUUUGCUUGUUUUCAUCGUUGCUGUGAUUAGAAGGGAGGGACGAGGUUGAGUACUUUUUAAUGGCUUGGCCAUUUAAAGCCUUGGAAGAGAAAUCAGCAUUUUUAAAAAAUUCUAUUCCCAAGCAUGUGCCUUCCAGAUGUUUGAACGUUCACUCCCAUUAUCCUUAAACUAUCAAAAACAGGGUUUAUGAUGCUUCAUCUCUGUUCAUGCAGGUAGCAAUUGAAGUCCACAGGUAUGGAGAACAGAGUUUGGGGGGCAAACUCUUUUCCAGCUAUCACUGAAAGACAGGAAUGUUGCUGCACUGCUCUUGAGCACGAAAAUGCUUUCAGCACCUCUCAAGAUGGCAUCUAUGGCUGAGGGUGAGAGGGUUGUUAAAAAUUUAAACACAUAUGAAAUCAUCUGGAAAUCACCUCCCACUCCAGACUUACAAGAUUGCUGCAUUUUUGUGCAGAACAUUAGGAAACCUGGCUACAGCCAUAAAUUAAUCAAUUUUAGUUCAGGAUUCUGCUUAAAAUAAUGUCUAUCUCUUGGGGAUGAUAGGAAGUAGGGGACCCCCCAAAUUACUUCUCUAAAUAUGUUAUGUUUGUUCAGCAAAGUGAGCUUUUUACGCCUAUGUAGAAAUGCUGGAUCUGUAUGAUAGUUACCUUUAAAAAGUGUUUCAAAUAUGGGAUAACUGGAAAAGGUAUGUCAGAUUGGGCAUCUUGAAAGGCAAACAGACUGUUGCUUCAGUAGAGAUGAAAAAUGGAUUACCAUACAUAGAGGUAAAAGGAAAUUCCAUUUUCUUUGCAAGUCUUGGAGCCCUGCCUCCUUCCCCCCGCCCCCCCCUUGCAAAUGGCUUUCCUGGUUAGAAAUGGGGAUUGUAGACCUUUGGAUUCCCUCCCCCCCUCCAAUUGGCUCAUCUGAUGUACAGUAUUCAAGCCACUUGUAUCUUCUAUCACCACGCCUUGCUAUUGCUGUAUUCUUUUUAACAAGUUUCUCUUUUGGGUGAUAAGUCUGGCAUGUUUUUUGUUUUUCCUAUCAGCAAAAGCUUGUAAAAUGUUGAACACCUCUCUUUCACCUUUUAACAUAAAUAAACAUAGAGGAAGAUGCUAGAUCCUGCAAGAGAAGGGGCCGCAAACUGGAAGCCUGUUAGUCCUAAUCAGCCUCCUUUCCAUCAGCUAAUGCAGAGGACUUCAUACGUGGCAACUUUAAGACUUGUGGACUUUGACUCCCAGAAUUCUCCAGCCACAAUUCUGGGAGCUGAAGUCCACAAGUCUUAAAGUUGCCAAGUUUGAGGACCCCUGAGCUAAUGCCUACCUUGGUACUACCCUAGAGGCAAGACUGCUGGAUUAUACAGGUAGUCCUCGAUGUACAAUCAUAAUUAAGCCCAAAAUUUCAAUUGUUAAGCAAGAUAAUUAAGUGAACUGUGCCCAAUUUUGUGACCUUUUCUGCCACAGCUGUUAAAUCACUGCAGUUUUAAGUGAAUCAUGUGGCUGUCAAGUGAGUCUGGCUUCUCCAUUGAUUUGGUCAGAAAGUUUGAAAAGGUGAUUACAUGACCCCGGGACCAUCAUAAAUACAUGCCAGUUGCCAAGCACCCAAAUUUUGAUCCCUUGACCACGGGGAUGCUGCAAUGGUCAUAAGUAGGAAAACCAGUCAUAACACACUUUUUCAGUUGUAACUUUGGUCACUAAAUGAAUGGUCAUAAAUCGAGGACUUCCUGUAUUGGGAAAUAAAGCAAUGAGAUUUGCUCCCACACUCGUAUAUAUCAGGUAGGAACAGGGGAAGGAAUUGUCUUCCCAAAAUCAUCAUCCAUAAACUUGACACUAACCAGAUAUAGGAAUGUAUGAAACUGAAAAGCAGAGAAAGAACAGCCAAGAGCUAAAAAGUAGAUAUCACGUAAACAACCCUUUGGCAAGAUGGCUUAUUUCUUAUUUUCCAAAAUGCUGGGGAUGCUCUUGUAGUAACACACAUCUUCUUUCUUGAAUGUUAGAUGUGUGAUUAUAGACUUGGGUUCAAGGUCCUGAAUAAAAACCUUUCACCACA